AGACCGCGGCGUUCUUAUGUUCCUAGCGGCGCUUGUUUCUAUCCGGUAAUUUAACGCAGAUGGACCGAGGCAACAUGACAGCAGCUGAUGGGAACACAGCAGUGAAUAUGAGAGAAAAGACUCAAAGUGAUGAAGAGGACAAACUACAGAUGUUACAAGGUGCAGCGUUUCUGACCACGGUGGCAUCUGCGGGCAUGAUUGCAGGAUUUGGCUCCACGUUAGCACUGGCUAAGAAAAAAAGCCCAGACUGGUUUACUAAGGGAGUCGUGGCGACGGCAGCGGCCCCAGAGAGCGGAGCGUCCCUGGCUCUCAGAGCUCUGGGGUGGGGGUCCCUGUUCGCCUGGUGUGGAGUCGGCGCGCUCAGUUUCACUGUGUGGAAAGUCCUCGGUGUUCACUCCUUAUCAGAGUUCAGACAGAAGAUGCAGUCCUUCUUCCCGUCCAUCCCUAAGUCCGCUGAGGCCACAGCUGGAUCUGAACCCCUGGACUGGGACUCUGUCUUCAAGUCAAAGUGACGCACCGCAUCUGCCGGAGGAUGAAUCACGAGAGACAGGACUGAAAAUAUUGAGGACGCUCGGCAGCUGUUUGUGCUGCUUUCUCCGGAGUCUGGAGACUGUGCUGGACCGGUUCUAGUCCCGGUCCUGGGUUGUGAGCUCUAAGAGUUCUGGGUUUGGAGGUUUUUGGUCAGACGUCAGGGUCUACAAGCCAAGUGUGAUUUUUUUUUUUUUUUUUUUUCAAAAUCAGCUGCAGGUUUUGUGUCAAUUAAAUGAGAAUUUCAGUUUCAUUUAAUAAAAGAAAAAAACCAUAUUAUUGACUGUGGUAACUGAAGCUGCUGUGAUACCUGAGGAUCAGAACCACCUUUGGAAAAAAUAAUGAUAACGAGACACUGAGAAACUAUUUUAAAGGAAAAAGUUGUAAAAUGUCAUGAAUAAAGUAAAGAAAUGUUCUUCUUGGAAUACUUAAUAAACAUGUUUACUCUGUAUCUGAAUGUGACGUGACUGUUGACGUGAUUUGUGGAGGAGGAGGAGGAGGAGGAGGAGGAGGUGAUAUAUUUUCCUGCCGUUGUGUUUUUUAAAGCUGUGAAAUGAACGUCACUGGAAAUGUGUAACAUUAAAAAAAAGCAGGCUUAAAAUGCCACGACAUUGUGAGAUUGCAUCAUACAAGGCCAGAGGUGUAGGCUGAUGUUUGAUCUGUGAGAUAAUUCUUGAUCCUCUGUUGGAGGCGGCGAUACACCAAAAUAAAAAAGAAUUAACCGUC
This is a messenger RNA of Seriola aureovittata, 1254 nucleotides long. It is a transcript of the gene tmem242, whose product is annotated as transmembrane protein 242. The transcript has 4 exons. The record is from RefSeq and is a predicted model, not a curated record. Bases 60 to 512 code for a protein of 150 amino acids. NCBI's taxonomy places the organism in Eukaryota, Metazoa, Chordata, Actinopteri, Carangiformes, Carangidae.